UCAGAAACCCGCCUCCGAGCCCGGACAGGUGCCUGCUACAGAAAAUGGUUGAGCAAGUGUCCGGGGAGAGGACAAUGCAGCCAGGGGCGCUCUGGAGAGUUCUGGGACUCUGCAUCUUAUCAGUUGGCGUUUGGGGGCAAGACGAACAAGAAAACGCUGAGGUGUCUUCACCGGCUAACUAUCCAACCUAUGAAGUCUCCAUCUCGGGGAGCAAGGUGGUACUGACAUGCCCCAAGGACUAUUGGGACCAGGACCUGGAGGAUAUGAAAAUCACAUGGGAGAAGAAAGAUGAAAAACAGCAGGACGAGACCUCCUACACCUACGCCAUAAACAAUUUCUCUGAAAUGGAAGACAGUGGUUAUUACAGAUGCUACAAUGAAAAAAAUAAGGGAAAAGGAAAGGACCAUUAUCUCUACGUGCGAGCACGAGUGUGUGAGACCUGCUUGGAGUUGGGUGUGGCGGAAGUGGCCACCAUCAUCGUGGCUGACCUGUGCAUCACGCUGGGCCUGCUGGUGGGCGUGUACCACUGGGGCAGGAACAGGAAGGCCAAGGCCAAGCCCGUGACCAGAGCAGCAGGCACCGGCGGCCGGCCCAGGGGACAAACUAAGGAGAGGCCCCCACCGGUCCCCAGCCCAGACUAUGAGCCCCUCCGGAAAGGCCAGAAGGAACUGUACUCGGGGCUGAACCACAGAGGCGUCUGACAGGUCUGGGGACCCCCCUCCCCAGGGCUCUCCUGGAUCCCCGCUCCUCCCGUGCCCUGGCUGAGGGACAACAGUCCCUCUGUCUGAUGGGAAAUUGCGUACUGCUGCCCCCACCGUUGCCCCCUGUCCCCA
Messenger RNA from Sorex fumeus (smoky shrew), 833 nucleotides. RefSeq names its product T-cell surface glycoprotein CD3 epsilon chain. The record is from RefSeq and is a predicted model, not a curated record. Gene Ontology annotation, molecular function: transmembrane signaling receptor activity. Bases 45 to 701 code for a protein of 218 amino acids. Gene Ontology annotation, biological process: cell surface receptor signaling pathway; positive thymic T cell selection. Lineage: Eukaryota; Metazoa; Chordata; Mammalia; Eulipotyphla; Soricidae. The transcript has 9 exons. Gene Ontology annotation, cellular component: membrane; external side of plasma membrane; alpha-beta T cell receptor complex.